AUGGAUACUGGGGAAUAUGAAACUAAUACAUUGUUAAUUAAUAAUGUCUCGUCGAUCGCUUAUCGUUUGUACGAACCGUCAUCCAAUCUGUCGCAAAACUUCGCCUCGGUCGCUCUUGAGAUUGAAAACUCACUAAGGGAAAAGGGACACAUCGUUUUAUACGAUGCGACCAAAAAGGCUCUGUGGCACUUUCAAUUUCUCCCCAAAGAUGAAAAUUCGGAUGAUUUGGGCGACAGCCUUGAGCUGCCGCCCGAUGUGACCGGGCAUGGCUUAGCUUUGAGAGAACACGGUGUUAUAGAGCCUCCGAUAAUACAAAAGCCUCGAUCUCAGGGCCUUCAAUCCAGUGGCACGCCAACGAGCCUCCUGUCAACUGCUUCUGCUCUGGAACAGGCCCACCGUCCAACUCUCUCAUCACCUUUGCAGACCACCGCACCCAUCACGCAAGACCCGGACCCAAAGGCCGAAAAGUCCAAGACGACAUCAACAGCACAGAGAGCACUCUACGAAAAAUUCAUUGCGUCUGUCCUGUUGACGAUAUCUACCACAUUCUGUCGCCGAGUUGGGGCAGUUCCUCUCAACUACAGGACUGUUAUACUCUCUCCGACGGCAUACGAUGCACAACCACAUGGAGUUGCCAUCGGAAGGCCACAGAUACUGGGCACUUUCAGGGCGUAUUUGACGACAACGGGAGCAUUGAUGAUAAGCCUGGCUCUGACGAAGUGUAGAGGGAUAUUAUCACUAGAUGAUACUGUUCCCUCGAGUCUGGCCCCCUCUGGCUAUUCUGUUCUUGCUGCUCCUUUUGGCAUCAUGACUGCUACUCAGAAUUUUGUUCCUGGCGACGGCGGCUUGACGAGUUUAGCUCAGACACCCAUGACACAGUUUUUUAAUUUCCGUGGUGGACUUGACGGACAAGAGUCGUUGUGGAAACAGGCUUGCUUACGAUUCUUGAAUUUCCGAGGCAUAGCUGCCUCGACGCUAGGGGGCUGUCUUUGGGUGAAUCUCUUGGUCCCCAAACCGAAGAAUCCAGAUACUAGGGGCGACCAACGAUCCUCCAGUGCAAGCUCUUCAUUCACGCUGCCAUGGCCAAGGCGUCUAUGUUUCCGCAAGAAGAACGUCGACGCAUCAUCUACCAGCCGCGUAGUAGACACCGUACUGAGCGGCCACGAAGAAAAAAGAGAAGAGAGAGCCAAACGAGCCUUGGAGCGUGCGGCCAAUCUCCCCAAGGAUCCCCAACCACAAAACACGGAGUCAAAGACAACACCCAAGCCCAGCGGUCUAUCACCCGUGGCCUUACAGCGUCCCAAUACGGCCACAGCUGGUAUUAUGUACCCGACGCCACCAGAUGGAGUUCAUCAGCCGAACGGUAACCCAUUAUCCGCCCCAGUCAUCACGGAAGCGGAUGCUGUUGUCCAGAAUGAACCAACUGGGGGAGACAGCGUCGACCAAUCUCCUGAGUUUGCAGAUUCCAAGAGACACCGGAGCGAUAGCAAUGUUCUUGGUGAUGGCGAGACCGUCUUUGGGGGGGAAAUAGGAGGUGAUAUGUUUGACGACAAUGACAUUACUGAGGCCGAUUUUAACUUCUUUGACGAGAAGCCAGACGACAUGGAUGCCGAUCUUCCCAUGGCUGACAUGUCUAGCUCAGAAAUGGCACUCCCUCCUCCACCCCAAGCCGUUGAAGAGACUGUAAUUCCUGUCGAGACCACGCCGCUCCCUCUGGCACCAACGCCUACAUCGUUGCCUCUUCAUCCUCCUGCCACCCCCUCAGCCCCAACUCCGGCCCAGGCUGCGACUCCCGCUCCCGCUCCAGCCCCUAUUCCUUCUCUGCCGCCACCAACUUCUACUCCUCUACUUCCCCCUCCGCUCCCUCCUCCUCAGUCAGAGAGGGUAGUGUUUGCCAAACCUGAGCUGAAGCAUGCUAGAAGCCAGAAUGAAGACCCAGCCCGUCGCAGUCGGGGAGAUAUACGGGUAACGCCUGCAAAGCGCGAGUCUAGCCCUUUUGACCCCCAUGCGGUGUUUAAACGUGUCAAGGCAUCUCUUAAAAUGCCAAAAUAUGAUUCCACCUCGGCUUCUCAGCCCACGUUGAGAAAGGCCAAGAUCUUUGAGAGCCUCGACUUUGACCCAGCGUUGCCUAUGAUUAACAAAAAAUAUGAGCAAGGAGGGCUGUUCGACCUGAGUGCUCUUUCAAAAGUGGAAAAGAUGGAAAGGCCAAGCAUUGAUCUUCGGGCCGUGCCCGAAACCGAUUAUCUGAAACGGCAUGGCAAGCUCAGCAAGAGGCAGAGGGAUCGGCCCGUUACUCGAAGCACUAUAGCCAAGCAAUAUUCCGCACUGGAGCCGCAAAUGUCGACGACUAGCCCAAUGAAACUGGACGGAUCGAUAUCAGGAGAGGAUAGUAGCGCUGAAUCGGACCAAGACGACUCCAGCUACACGUCAGACGAGCCUGGCUCUCCACACAAGGCCAGCAUUAGGAUAUUAAACGCAGAUGACGAUAUCUUGUCUCAAAUCACCUCACUAAGAGAUUGCGACAUUGAAGAGCCCGAUCAUCAGCUAGCCAUGGAGCUACCGCGGCUAUCCAAGUCUGACAUGACAGGAGUGCCCCUCUCUGCGUUGUUCUCAGAUCCAGAACCCUUGUUGUUGGAUAUGGCCUUGAAUGACGACGAUUUGGUCCAGAUUGCGCAGAUUGUGACUGAACAAGCAGCGACCGGUGGGCUGGAUAUCUUUAGAGCCUCGGAUUUCGAAGCACCCACUUUGUCGGCCAGCCAAAAGCGUCAAGAAUUAUUAACUCACAGUCGGGACGCCUUUCAUACACUGGAAGAUAUUAUGGCGCAGUUUUUUGGAGACACCAUGCCUAUGCGCUUGAAAGGCUUGUUGGAUAUUCAAGACAUACCGCUUCUGAGCCAGUUCCAGCCGCGGCAGAUACCCGGCCGAGAAGGAAACCCCGAAGCUAUGCGGCCAAGCAACCUUUAUCAGAUUCCUAGCCCACAUUUGGAAGUCCAAAGGGCAGACACAAAGCUAUCUGUUCUGCCGUCGGCGGUUUCAUUUUGGGAGAGCUUGGGCCUCUCUCCCUCCUCUGGCAGUAAAAACAUUAAUGCACUCUGCGUCUAUCCUGGAUGGCCUGGAAUGGGAGACAACGUCCAGACCUUUCUGGACCGUAUCAAAAGUGUUUAUGAGUUUUUAAAGUUGGGCACGUUUGAAGUCAUGCCUCUUGGUUCGGAUAUGGAAGCAGGACUUUUGCCAUAUGAGAUUGAUCGGAUUACUACUUCUCCCGACGCCACUGUGACGGGACAUGGAUCGGCCAUGAUUGAAAGUAUGGAAGUGCUGCGUGGGAUAUUCACCAACCUCGCAAUUACUGAGACCAACUUUGUUAUUUAUUUUGUCUACUCGCCGGACAAUCCUGGGACCAUCAUUGAAUCUUGCACAGCGUUUCAGCGAUUCUUUGAAACGUACCAAAAGAUUUUGGCAACCCGAAAGGAGCCUCCGCAGAAUGAACUCGUUUUGCAGCUAGUUUCGGCAGAUCUUCUGUCCUCCCCCUCGGCCUUGGUCGUCACUCCAACUUCAGACCUGGUCAGGCUCUGCAUCGAGACGUACGAUCGCUGUACUCUUUUUGGAGGACCAAUGCCUGCCCCGGCCAUUAGACUCGAGCAGCUUUUACCACGGAUCAUUGAUUUUAAGUUGACUACUAAUCCGUCAGCAUCGCUUAUUCGCGAGAACUCUUGCAUUCACGUGGCAUAUGCCCAGAGCGUCGACGAGCGAUGGAUUACUGCGGCAUGGACGGACGAUAGGGGGAACCAGCAAGCCACGGCUUCUUAUUGCAUGGGGAGAAAGGGGAAGCAGCCAUCUCGCAACAUGAACGAGAUUGCCAAUGAGAUAUGGGAGACUACUCUUGAGUUAAUAUCUGCCUGGAAAGUCCUUUGGAGAGUCAUCAUCACCAAGUGCGGGCCAAUGCCGCAGCACGAGAUGGACUUUUGGGUUGACUUGGCCCGCACCGAGAUCAACGCCAAGCUUUUACCGCCGGUGGUGAAGCUCGCGCCUCCCUCGGCUGCUCUUCACACACCAGCAUCUACACCGCUACCAAGCGCGUUUUCUCCAGAACCUCCAACUCCUGCGACUCCCGCUCGCGAAGGCAUGGCAGUCGCUACCCCUUCUGGUGACGGUGGUGCUUCUAAUGCUGGCGCUGCCGAUGCGGACCUGGAUGCCAUUUUGACUGAUGUCACUGAUCAGACCUGGGGAGCUAUUGCCGGCCACCGGCUCAGCAACUCUACGAGCAUUCUGGAAGUACAUCCCGCAUUGAUCAGUGGCUAUCUCAUCAAGCGGACAGGAAUCAAAGUGGAAGAUGCUCCUAUCCUGAUGGAAGUGAAUCUGGUGUACACUGAAGCCAUGCCUCGAGUGCACGAACCCCUUUUCAGGGAGAUGCUGGGAUACUUUAGAGGAUUGGGCACUCUGGCCCGGGCCCGUGGAGUGGUUGAUAGGGAAGCAGAUGUGCGACCCUGGCAUGUCGCUGCGGCCGAAAAAGCUGCGCGUGCAUUGUAUCUGUUAAUGUGA
This is a messenger RNA of Trichoderma breve, 4539 nucleotides long. RefSeq lists its product as uncharacterized. Gene Ontology annotation, biological process: regulation of transcription by RNA polymerase II. Gene Ontology annotation, cellular component: mediator complex. Gene Ontology annotation, molecular function: transcription coregulator activity. NCBI's taxonomy places the organism in Eukaryota, Fungi, Ascomycota, Sordariomycetes, Hypocreales, Hypocreaceae. The transcript is spliced from 5 exons. The record is from RefSeq and is a predicted model, not a curated record. The coding region runs from base 1 to 4539 and encodes 1512 amino acids.